Molecule: messenger RNA, 723 nt
Organism: Fulvia fulva
Lineage: Eukaryota; Fungi; Ascomycota; Dothideomycetes; Mycosphaerellales; Mycosphaerellaceae
Exons: 2
Coding region: 1-723 (240 amino acids)
Source: RefSeq, a predicted model, not a curated record
AUGCCUACAGGACGCAGAUCGGUCGAAGAUCCCUCAUCCAGCACCGCCCUCACCGACCUCACCGACCUCACCAUCAGCUUACAGCUUUCCCUUUCCAUCCAAGACAACCCUUGCCACGUCCUCGAGAUCCCAGCAGAACUUAAGAACAAGAUUUAUAUCCACAGCCUCACACUGCCCGAACCACUUCUCAUCAUCAUCCGCGACCCGGACGUCAUUACUCUCGCAUCGAAUCAAGCAGCUCAACUUGGUGUCACACUCCUUGCCACCUGCAAACGCAUCAACACCGAAGCAACACCAAUCUUGUAUAGCCUCAACACAAUCAGCCUUCGCAACGGCGUCUACGUCCCACCAAUCCUCGAAGCGCUCCACCCCGGAGCCCACCACAUUCACAACAUCGAGAUCAGCCAUUUAACCCGUGGCGAAGUGGCAUCUUUGGUCGAAUACCUCCCACGGCUUCAAACACUUCAGAACAUCAUCGUCCAUGGGGACAUGUGCAGAUAUACAAACGAUCCCCUCCGGAUCGUGGAGAGAUUGGGACCAUUGGUCAAGGCUCUACGUACCAAAUGCAGGGAGAGCGGCAAGAAGGCCGUCAUGGAGAUGUUUCAGCUGCCACUUUCCGGACAGGAUGGACAAUGGUGGAUGCAAGUCCAGGAAGGAGUGCAGGAGACGAUUGAGUUUCUCGACGGUGCGGAUCGGAAUGGUGGGAGAGUGAGCAACCUCUAA